Molecule: messenger RNA, 2145 nt
Organism: Lethenteron reissneri (Far Eastern brook lamprey)
Lineage: Eukaryota; Metazoa; Chordata; Hyperoartia; Petromyzontiformes; Petromyzontidae
Gene: CDC23
Product: cell division cycle 23
Biological process (GO): cell division; anaphase-promoting complex-dependent catabolic process; protein ubiquitination
Cellular component (GO): anaphase-promoting complex
Molecular function (GO): protein binding
Source: RefSeq, a predicted model, not a curated record
UGUCGGGAGGGGAGCCCCCCCGCCCCUCCCCCGCUGAGAGAGAUGGCGGCGCAUUUGAGGCUGGGCGCGGAGCUGCAGACGAUCAAGGGGGAGCUGCUCGCCGUGGUGCAGCUCUGCCGGGACAGGGGGCUGCUGCACAGCGCCAAGUGGUCCGCUGAGCUUGCCUUCUGCUUAGACCCACUGAAAGCAGAAGAUGGAUUCCCGACCCCUGCACCCUUUACUGCUGAAGACUUGGCUGACUUUGAUGUGUAUACAGUGGCCAAAGCAUACUUUGAUCUGAAGGAGUUUGACAGAGCAGCACACAGCCUGAAAGACUGCCGGAGUCCAAAAGCAUAUUUCCUGCAAAUGUAUUCACGAUACCUAGCUGGAGAAAAAAAGAAAGAGGAUGAAUCGCUCGACAGUCAUGGGGUUCUGGAGAAGGAGGUGAAGAACGGGGUGCUGCGGAAGCUGCGUGUCGAACUUUCCAAAAAGCACCGUGAAGGCCAGCUGGAUGGGUUCGGCCUGUACAUGUAUGGUGUAGUGCUGCGGAAGUUGGAUCUAGGGUCAGAGGCCAUUACCAUUCUGUUGGAGGCCACGCACGCUACCCCUUUGCACUGGGGAGCCUGGCAGGAGCUCUCUUGCCUUAUUACAGAUAGGGACAAGCUCAAGUCGCUCUCUCUGCCGGACCACUGGAUGCGCGAGUUCUUCCUGGCCCAUAUGUACACGGAGCUGCAGCUCAUCAGCGAGGCGCUGCUCAAAUACCAGGCGCUGCUGGACGCUGGCUUCAGCAGGAGCACCUACAUCGUGGCGCAGAUCGCCGUGGCUUACCACAACAUACGAGAUAUAGACAAUGCAUUGGCUCUUUUCUCCGAUCUGAGAAAACGCGACCCAUACAGGAUAGAGAACAUGGACACGUACUCUAAUUUGCUGUAUGUGAAGAACAAGAAGCCGGAACUAAGUUACCUCGCUCACAGUCUUUGUGAAAUUGACAAGUAUCGUGUGGAGACCUGUUGUGUCAUUGGAAACUACUACAGCUUACGAACACAGCAUGAAAAGGCCGCGUUGUACUUCCAGCGUGCGCUGAAGCUUAACCCACAGUACCUCAGUGCAUGGACCCUUAUUGGCCACGAAUUCAUGGAGAUGAAGAACACCUCCGCUGCCAUUCAGGCCUACAGGCGUGCAAUCGAAGUGAACAGACGGGACUAUCGUGCAUGGUACGGCCUUGGACAGACCUACGAGAUCCUCAAGAUGCCAUUCUACUGCCUCUACUACUACCGGCAGGCACACCAGCUCAGGCCGAGCGAUUCUCGAAUGCUGGUGGCUAUGGGCGAGAGUUACGAAAAGCUGGAAAAGUUAGUGGAAGCUAAAAAGUGCUACUGGAGAGCGUUCUCGGUGGGAGAUGUGGAAAAAGUAGCCCUCAUGAAGCUUGCAAAGCUUCACGAGCGUCUGGGUGAGAGCGACCAAGCCGCCCACUGCUACUACAAAUAUAUACAGGACAUGUGUGAAGGGGAGAUACUAGAGCAUGAGGAGCUGAGUGUAGCGUUCCGCAACCUCGCACACUACUACUUCAAGUGCAAACGCUGGGAGGAUGCUUCCGUGUGUGCCCGGAGAUGCUGCAGCUACAACGAUACACGGGAAGAAGGGAAGGCUCUACUGCGACAGAUCUCCCAGCUGCGUGCUGAGGGGGAGGCGAGCAAUGUGGAUAUGUCCCUGGACCUCUCUGGAAGUACCUCCAUGCCAAAGCUGUCUCCACUAAACCUCUCCUCAACGUGAAAAUGCUUUGAAAAUUCCCAGGAACAUGUGCACUAAUUGUGUGUGUAAUAUAGAACAGCGUACACGCAUGAUAUUGUUGGUCACGUGGAUAAAUGUGUCCAAGGCGUGUACUUGUAAUGAAAACAACACAGUUGUGCAAAUAGGAUGGAUUUGAAAGGACCGUAUCAUGACUAAUAUGUUACCGAAAUGGCAAUCAAAAGUGAGGUACCACGGGUACAGAUUUAAAUCUUGGUUAUGAUUGUGUAUAUAUGUUUCAUAUUUGCUUUAAUGGAGUGUUCCAUUUUAAAGAUUAGCCUCGUGUCAAAUGUUUCUGCACUGCCCUGAAUAAACAUGCUCAAGUGCAGCUAUCUAUGAUGAUGCAGCCCAGCAAAUAAAUGUCUGAUAUGUACCCAG